AUGCACGCCAGGCUGCUCGGCGCUCCGUCCCGCGCCUCCGCCUGCACCUCCUCCCCGUCGGCCCCCUCCGCCGGCCGCCACCCGUGCCGCGCGUCCUGGAAACCGCGGCCGCCAAGCCGGAGCUCCGCCUCGCCGCCGCCUCUCUCGCUGUUGCGCGCCGGCGCAUCCAUGGAGCCCGCUUCGACGGAGGGGCAGAGCGACCCUCCUGUGCGUGGCGUGGCCGAUAGGGUCGUCGGGGUGCUGGGGGGCGGCCAGUUGGGGAAGAUGCUGUGCCAGGCGGCCAGUCAGAUGGGGAUCAAAGUGGCCAUCCUGGACCCCCUCAAGGACUGCCCGGCAAACUCCGUCUGUCACGAGCAUGUCGUGGGGAGCUUCAAUGAUGGUGUCGCGGUCCGUGAGUUUGCGAAGAGGUGUGAUGUUCUAACUGUGGAAAUUGAGCAUGUGGAUGCUGUGGCACUUGAGAAGCUUGAAAAACAGGGUGUUGUUUGUGAACCCAAAGCCUCUGCCAUCACGAUUAUUCAGGACAAGUACAGGCAGAAAGGCCAUUUCUCAAAAUUUGGAAUUCCGAUGGCUGACUUUGUUGAAGUUGAUACUUUAAGUAGUAUAGAGAAAGCUGGGGAAAUAUUUGGCUAUCCCUUAAUGGUAAAAAGUAAAAGAUUGGCAUAUGAUGGUCGUGGGAAUGCUGUUGCCCAUGAUAAAAAUGAGCUAUCUUCUGUUGUUUCUUCACUCGGUGGAUUUGAGCAUGGCUUGUAUGUUGAGCGGUGGACACCUUUUGCAAAGGAGCUAUCUGUAAUUGUGGCAAGGAGCAGAGAUGGUUGUACAGUCUGUUAUCCUGUCGUCGAAACCAUUCAUAAGGAUAACAUCUGCCAUCUUGUUGAAGCUCCUGCUCAGAUACCUGAGAAAAUGAAGAAGUUAGCUACCAGUGUAGCUGAAAAAGCUAUCAAAUCGUUAGAAGGUGCUGGUGUUUUUGCUGUCGAACUAUUUUUAACAAAUGACAAUCAGGUUUUAUUGAACGAAGUAGCCCCUAGACCUCACAAUAGUGGACACCAUACAAUCGAGGCAUGUUACACUUCACAAUAUGAGCAACAUUUACGUGCUAUUCUUGGACUUCCUCUUGGUGAUCCUGCAAUGAAAGCACCCGCAGCAAUAAUGUACAACAUCCUGGGCGAGGAUGAGGGCGAUUCGGGAUUUGUUUUAGCCCAUCAGCUGAUUAAGAGGGCGUUAAAUAUUCCAGGUGCAUCAGUCCAUUGGUAUGCAAAGCCAGAGAUUCGGAAGCAAAGAAAGAUGGGUCAUAUUACAAUUGUGGGGCCUUCUAUGUUCGAUGUAAAAGCACAUUUGGACAGGUUGCUGCAGAGAGACACAGAUGGCCCAAAGAAAGUUAGACCUCGUGCUGCGGUUAUAAUGGGCUCGGAUUCUGAUCUUCCCAUAAUGAAAGAUGCUGCAGCAGUACUGGAGAAAUUCAACAUACCUUUUGAGCUUACAAUUGUUUCGGCACACCGUACACCAGAGAGGAUGUACGCUUAUGCAUUGUCUGCUAAGGAAAGGGGCUUAGAGGUCAUUAUUGCAGGCGCAGGUGGAGCAGCUCACUUACCAGGCAUGGUGGCUUCAUUGACUACUCUUCCUGUAAUUGGAGUCCCCAUCUGGACUAAAUCAUUACAGGGAACGGAUUCCCUCCUAUCUAUUGUGCAGAUGCCGAAAGGUAUUCCUGUUGCUACUGUUGCAAUUGGAAACGCUGAAAAUGCAGGCUUGUUGGCAGUUCGGAUGCUUGCCUCAAGAGAUACUGAGUUGUCGGACAGGGUAAAUGAAUACCAGCAAAAUCUGGAAGACAGUGUGUUGGUCAAAGCAAGAUUGCUCGAGGAAUUAGGUUCAGACAAAUAUCUGGAGCAAUGUAUGAAGCCUUGA
This is a messenger RNA of Triticum turgidum subsp. durum (durum wheat), 1899 nucleotides long. NCBI's taxonomy places the organism in Eukaryota, Viridiplantae, Streptophyta, Magnoliopsida, Poales, Poaceae. The record is from the annotation of a GenBank genome assembly.